Molecule: messenger RNA, 1591 nt
Organism: Balaenoptera acutorostrata (minke whale)
Lineage: Eukaryota; Metazoa; Chordata; Mammalia; Artiodactyla; Balaenopteridae
Product: putative MAGE domain-containing protein MAGEA13P
Exons: 1
Coding region: 1-1062 (353 amino acids)
Biological process (GO): negative regulation of transcription by RNA polymerase II
Cellular component (GO): nucleus
Source: RefSeq, a predicted model, not a curated record
AUGUCUCUGGGUCAGAAGAGUGGGCACUGCAAGCUUGAGGGAGACCUUCAGACCCCCAGAGAGGCACAGGGCCUAGAAGGUGUGCAGGCUCCCAUGGCUGAGAAGGAAGAGUCCUCCUCCUUCCCCUCCUCUCCCUCGUCCUCCCUCACUCCUUUGAUCCUGGGCACUCCAGAGGAGGUGCCUGCCACUGGGGCACUGAGUCCUCUCCAGAGUUCUCAGAGAGCCUGCUUCUCACCCACUGCCACCACAGCCACUCCAUCGCGUCAGUCUGAUGAGAAUUCCAGAAGCCAAGAAGAGGAGGGGCCCAUCACCUCCCAGGCUCCACCAGAUCCUGAGUCCUUGCUCAGUGAUGAGCUAAACAAGAAGGUGGCUGAACUGGUGCAGUUCCUGUGUGUCAAAUAUGUAACAAAGGAACCCACCACAAAGGCAGAAAUGCUAACAAAUGUCAUCAAAGAACACAAGGACCACUUCCCUGUGAUCUUCAGCAAAGUCUGUGGGCGCAUGGAGGUUGUCUUUGGCAUUGAAGUGAAGGGAGUGGACCCCACCAGCCACUCCUAUGUGCUCGUCAAAACACUUGACCUCACCUACGAUGGGAUGCUGAAUGAUGACCAGGGCAUGCCCAAGACCGGCCUCCUGAUACUUAUCCUGGGUAUGAUCUUCAUGGAGGGCAACCGUGCCCCUGAGGAGAAAAUCUGGGAAGUGCUGAAUAUGAUGGGGGUAUAUGCUGGGCAGGAGGAUUUCAUCUACGGGGAGCCCAGGAAACUCGUCACCAAAGAUUUGGUGAAGGAACAAUAUCUAGAGUACCAGCAGGUGUCUGACAGUGAUCCUCCGCACUAUGAAUUCCUGUGGGGUCCAAGGGCCUAUGCUGACACCAGCAAGAUGAAAGUCCUGGAGUUUUUUGCCGAGAUCAGUGGGUCUGACCCCACUUCCUUCCCAUCAUGGUAUGAGGAAGCUUUGAAAGAUGAGAGAGCCCAGGCCAGAGCUGCCACCGGGGAUGAUACUAGUGCCACAGCCAGUGAAAGUUCCAGUGUCAUGCCCAGCAGCCUCUCCUGCCCUGAGUAAAGUCCGAAGCAGAUUCUUCAGUCUUCGUUUGAAGACAACAGCCAAUGUUCUACGUAGUGGAGGGCCAGAGUGGAUCUGGAAGGAACAGUGUAUAGCAUCUUUGUGUUCCUGUUGUAUAUGGUUGAUUUCGAGAUUUAUCUUUUUUUUUUUACUUUGGCUUUUUUUCAAGUAUUGUUUAAUUAGCUCCCGAAUCUAAGUUUAUGAAUGACAGUGGUCACACAUUUAUAGCUGUUUAUCGUAUUUAAGAAUAAGAGUUUUACAAUUUUGCAAAACACAUUGAGAAACCCCCCAUCUUUUCUUGUGAUUUGAAACAAAAUAACAAGGCGUUAGAAUAGGAAUUUCCUUGGAAACCUGAAAGAGCCCAACAGUAAAAUUGAGGAGUUCUAGGAAUAGAUGAAAAAAUGUGAAGGAUGGCUAAUUCUUGGGUUCACGUAUCUCUUUUAGUCUGUUGUUAUGUAAAAUUAAAUGAUAUGUACCUGGAUAUGCUUGGCUUAUUCAAGAAUGUGAGAGAAAGUAAAUCUUAAAUCUU